CAUAACACAUUUUCUUGCAACAAAAAUGGCUACCCUUAAAUUAAAUAACAACGCUGAAAUUCCAGUCCUUGGUUUGGGAACUUGGCAAUCUUCCCCUGAAGAAGUAUACAAUGCUGUUCUUCAUGCUCUUAAGUUAGGAUACCGUCAUAUCGAUACCGCAUUUGCUUACGGCAACGAAGAAAGCAUUGGUAAAGCCAUUCGCGAUCUGGGAAUUCCCCGUGAGCAACUUUUCAUCACCACCAAGUUAUGGUGUACUUUCCACAAGAACCCAAGUGAUGGUCUUAAGGAAAGUUUAACAAGAUUAGGUUUGGACCAAGUUGACUUGUAUCUUAUGCACUGGCCGGUUCCUUUGAAUCCUAAUGGGAAUGACCCUAAAUUUCCAACUUUACCUGAUGGAAAUCGUGAUAUUGUCCAAGGUUGGAACUUCAUUGACACUUGGAGAGAAAUGCAAAAGUUGGUUGGUCACGGUGCUAAGGCAAUUGGUGUAUCCAACUUUGACGUUUACAACUUAGAAAAGUUGUUGCAAGCAAGUCUGACUACCGUCGUUCCUGCUGCCAAUCAAGUUGAAUUACAUCCUCACUUACCUCAACACAAAUUAUUAGCUUACUGUAAGGAAAAGGGGAUUGUGUUAGAAGCUUAUAGUCCUUUGGGAUCCACAAACUCACCAUUAUUAACUGAACCUGCUUUGGUUAAGAUUGCUGAAAAGUAUCAUGUUCACACAGCCACUGUUUUAAUUUCUUGGGCUAUUUGGAGAGGUACUGUUGUUUUACCAAAAUCAGUCACUCCAAAGAGAAUAGAAAGUAACUUUGAAGUUAUUAAGUUGGAAGAUGAAGAUGGAAAAAUAAUUGACAACUUAUACAAGGAGAUUGGUGUCAGGAGAAUUAUUAGUCCAAAUUGGUAUCCAGAAGUGGUCUUCCAUUCCGAUGAUUAGUUUAUUUUCUUUUUAAUAGACAUCCAUAUAUUAUACAACGAAGAUAAACCAAAAAAAAAAUAUACAAAAAUUAUACAAGAAGAUAAAGAAGACCAAUAAAUAUGAACGCUAUUGUAGUGGUGUGAUUUUAUUUUCUCUUUAGUUCUCAAUCAACUUGACAUAAUUAGAAGGACAAAUACCUAUUUCACCAUUAGGUCUUCUUGCCUGCCACCAUUUACCAUCGAUAUCAUCAACCUCUAAAACUUCGUCCUUCUUAAACGAGAUCUCAUUUUCAUCACUAGGAUUAGCAUCAUAACUAUAUAAUGCCUUAGCUUUAUAUCUGAACGUUACCCCAGUACCUAGUUCCGAUUCCGGGUACAUGGUAUUUCUCUUACUUUGCGUAAGGUCUCUUCCGGGUAUGUCAGACGAAUUUUCAAGUCCAUUCAAUUGUGAUGAUGACAUGUAUUGUUUAGAAGCAGGUCUUGCGCUUGCCACAGAUGAGAAUCUUUGGUUGUAAGUGGUGGUGGUGGCGGUAGGUUCACCCAUGGCACCUAAUUCUUCGACACCGUUAUAUUGUUCUGAUUUAUUGAUGGCUCUGUUCAAGUUGUCAUGAGUUGGACCUUGGUUUCUGAUGCUGAAGGAAUCAAUAAAUUGGUUCGUUGGAGAUUCAGGGUGCCCUCCGAAAUAUAAGAUCCAAAGUAAGUUCAAGAUACUUAAAAGGAUGCAUCCAGCAGCACAGGUUAAGUUUGCACUGGAGUUGGUGUUGUAGAUAAGGUUAUUAACUGUGUUUGUACUGUAGACAAAGGCAAUAGCUAUAAGACCCACAAGGGUAAAUUUAUACAACUCAAUAUUAUUGUUACAAUACAAUAAUAAUACUACUAAUAUAAUCACUGCCUCGUAUGCUAGACCCCACCAAGAAAGGUUGGGAAAGUUCUUUUGAUUGGAUGCAGCAGCACCUGCUAUGGAUACCACCCAUGAGAUGAUACCAAACGAUAUGGUUGCUAUCCCAAAGGAAUCACCUGUUAAAUUAGAAAAACUGUAUCCCAUUGUUUAUUGUGAUCUGGAUCAAAGGUUGGAAAUUUGAAGUGGGUAUUGAUUUAAAAUGAGCGUUAUACUGCACUAUCUAUGGUAGACGUAUAAUUGUGCAAGAUAUAUGUAGUUUAUUGCAAUGUUGGAGCAAACAAGAGUGGUGUAAUGGUUGGUUGAACCUUAAACAGGGGGAUAUAAAAAUAAUUUCUAAAAAAAGUUAGCUAGACGUGUGUCUCGUUCAAAAAGAAAAAUUUGGUGUCAAAUUGAGAU
This is a messenger RNA of Spathaspora passalidarum NRRL Y-27907, 2209 nucleotides long. Its product is annotated as Aldo/keto reductase. The transcript has a single exon. Gene Ontology annotation, molecular function: aldose reductase (NADPH) activity. Lineage: Eukaryota; Fungi; Ascomycota; Pichiomycetes; Serinales; Debaryomycetaceae. Gene Ontology annotation, cellular component: cytosol. The record is from RefSeq and is a predicted model, not a curated record. Bases 26 to 931 code for a protein of 301 amino acids.